GUGUUUUGUCAAAGCGCGGGAAAACCAACCUCCAAAACCUCCAGGGUCCUGGCCCAGAUGCAGCCAUUGCAGCAGCUCUGCUCCUGUGCACAGAAACCUGCGCCGCGGCUGCACGUCUUCCCUCUCCCCGAUCGUCUGAAUUCCUACCCGCACGCGCGCAUGGAUAAAUACGUAGUCCCCCGCCCCUCGUCUCCUCCAAACCCUAAACCCCUCCGCAGGUCUCGAUGGAAGAUGAGCCUCGUGGAAUUGAAUGGCAGGAUGCCGCCAAAGCACCGCCAUGAGAUCUCUGCCCUACUGCUUGAAUCAUACGCCGAGAUAGGGGAUUUCGCCCAUUGCUACAAUAUUGGUGGACAAAGCUGUCCGACGCAUCUGAAUCGAAUGGUUAAUGAUGCGAAUGUUGAUCUCCAAGUGCCUAGUAGAAAGGAAGGCAUAUCAGGAUUGGAAUUCGACACCAAGGGAAUAUAUCUGGCAUCAGUAACAAAAUCAGGGUGUUUGACGGUGCAUGACUUUGAAACCCUUUACUACUUGAGCCACAGUCAAUCAUCAUGUUUAUUGGAAGACGAAACAAAACACCUGGUGCACCUUACUACGCAUCAGCAACUAGAUGUUGUUCGAUGGAAUAUAGCUAAUCAAGAUGAGGUUGCUUGCGCCUCUAUGCAAAGUAACAAAAUUCUUCUGUUUGAUAUUGGUUAUAUCUCUUCCGAACCAGUUGAAGUACUGAAAACAAGGCCUACCUUCACAGUGCAUGGUUCUGAAGUAUACAAUGGUUUAUCUGACAUUGCUUUUAUUUCAUCUGACAAGUCAAGGUUGCUUGCAUCGGAUUUAUACGGUGUUAUUUAUGUAUGGGACAGGCGGAUGAGUGACCAUCCAUGCCUAGAGCUUACCACAAAUUUACGAAGCACACUCAAUAGUAUCCAAUUAAAUGUGGAAGAUCGGAUAGUUUAUGGAGCAAGUAAACAAGGGAUCAUCUAUGCCUGGGAUCUUCGUGGCGGGAGAACAUCUAUUGCUUUUCAAAGUCACAAAGAGGUAUAUUAUCCACCUGUAACAUCUGUGAAGCUAGCACAGAUGCUAGAGAAAAUCACAUCCUUGAAGGCACAGUCUGAUAUUUACUCAAAGGAAAUACACUCAAUUGACCUUGAUCCAUCUUGUCCAUAUCAGUUGGCAUUCCAUCUUGACGAUGGUUGGUCUGGAGUUCUGAAUAUUUAUAAUUUUCAAGUGACACACAUGCACUGCCCACCCCCUGCUUGGUUGCACGGCAAAGACAUGUCAACCAAUUCUUUGCACUUGCGAAAACCAGCAUGGUUAGGAACUUGUUCGAUAUAUGCAGUUGGGUCUUCAUCUGAUGAUGGGAUUCAUCUGCUAGACUUCUACCCAGACUCCACCUCAGCAUGCCAUGUGGAUUUCAACGAGGAAACUAAGAGCAUUUCUGAGGAAGAGAAUCAAAGAGUGCUUAACAAAUUCAUUCCGUUAUCUAAAGGUGUUACUGCUUGUGCUGCACAUCCACUCAAUGGUACAAUCAUAGCUGGAACCAAGCAAUCUUCCUUGGUUAUGGUUUCUCAAAGGCAUCAGUCCUGUAGCGAUAUUGAAGAAUGCAGCUCAAGUGACAAGAUAUUCUGACAAAAUCCAGCAGCAAUCUUCUAAGAUACAGCAUGACAUGUAAAAGCCUAAGAAGCAACUGCAACCUUGUUAUUUCCUUCUACAAAGCCAGCUUCAGGAAAGAUAAAUGGGUGAUGUCUGAAUGCAAAUACAGGGUCUGAGCUCCAAGUCAACAGACGAAAAUGGAGAGUUACUAUGUGGAAGGAUCUCCAUUGUGGGGGUUGAUCAGACAGCUUGGCUUGAAUUGGGAGCACCCGCAGCACAUUGCAAGGGAAGUGGAAAUUGGUUCGUGCAGAUGCUGUAUAGUAUUUUUAAGUGAAAUGCCGAUUCGAAUGCAUGGGUCUGGUCCCAAUCACGUUUCUACCAUUGCUUUGUGGUCAUGCAGUGCAGAAGCUACAAGUGCUGCUUCCUGCAUGCCUUCCAAAAAAAAAACAGUGCUGCUUCCUGUUUGGGUUCUGGAUUAUUAUCAAACCUACCAUUUUGGGGUAAUGUCUGAAAAUUUUUAAUUAAUUUCUGGAAAAUUGAAAUAUAGAAGAUAGAAAAUCAUGGAGAACACCUUCACAGCGCC
This is a messenger RNA of Magnolia sinica, 2164 nucleotides long. RefSeq lists its product as uncharacterized. The transcript is spliced from 18 exons. NCBI's taxonomy places the organism in Eukaryota, Viridiplantae, Streptophyta, Magnoliopsida, Magnoliales, Magnoliaceae. The coding region runs from base 58 to 1617 and encodes 519 amino acids. The record is from RefSeq and is a predicted model, not a curated record. Gene Ontology annotation, molecular function: protein binding.